AUGUUCACGUGCACUGAAGAGCAACGUAAAGACGCUGUCGACUACAGACCGCACGCCAGGAACCAGCAUGCGCGGAAACGGCUCAGUCGUCUGGAGACCCUUGUCACGGGACUUUUCAAGGCUCAAGAGUCUCACCAUGACCCUACUCGCCGUACCUCCGUCGAUACUGAGCUUCGUAGUGCUUUCGAGGCCAACGUCACCAAAUCAACUCUGGCGAACAGUAUUGGCAAGCUCGAGCUGACUGACAAUGGCGCCGCGUACACUGGAAGCUCGCAUUGGACAACAAUACUUGAAGAAAUACAGGAUAUCAAGUCCGAGCUAUCGGAGGAGUAUCCUAGCGAAAUCUCAACACCAGCCAGUUCCGUCCAGGACGCGGAAUAUACUCAAACGUUCGAAAGAGUCUCGCUUCUCAACAGUGCACCAUAUCUAGCGCGAGAGGACAUUCUAAGUUUCAUACCAGCUCGCAAGGUUGCUGAUAGACUUGUGUCGCAUUUCUUUAAUGUCUUUGACCUGGGCCCUUUCCUCAUACACCGAGGCACAUUCUUUGAAGAGUAUACUCGCUUCUGGAUCGCACCAUCAAACACACCUGUCAUGUGGCUUGGACUCUUGUUCAGCAUGAUGGGUACUUCACUCCUCAUGCAAAGACGGGGAGGCUUUCGCGAAAGCACGUCAGAACUAGAUCCGUAUGAGAUGCUGGACUCUUAUAGGGCCAUGACUGCGCACUGUCUUUCUGCGUCGGAAUACCUGAAGCCCAGCAAAUAUACCGUCGAAACUCUGAUACUUCACUUUGCACUGGAUCAUAACAACAGUCCAGACGCAUCCACCGAGAAUUGGAUGCUCCUAGGCGUUAUUGUUCGCGUCGCAAUGAGGGCAGGAUUGCAUCGUGAUCCAUCAAACUGGCCAAACAUCAAGCCACUUCAAGCCGAGCUCCGACGUCGCCUGUGGAUAAUGCUGUACCAUAUGGACUUUUUCACGAGUACUCAAACUGGCCUGCCGCGGAUCAUCAAGGACUCGCAGUGUGAUGUGCGUCUUCCACGGCACCUUCUCGAAUCUGAUCUCAACUUCCAAAUACAUGACCUACCACCUGAACGCAGAUGUAACGAGCGCACGAGUCUACUUGGGCUCAUCGAAAGACACGAGAUCAUCGCGGUAGGCGCUGCAAUCUAUGAUGCUGUUGAGUCUGGCUCAGCUUCGCCAGCUACCGAGCAUGAAUUGCUAUUAAAGCUACAGACUACAAUCAGUAGUCUCUCCGAUGAGGCAAGGUUCCACUCUUUCGAGACUUCCAUAGCACAGGAUCCGAUGUCACUGCUAAACCAGAUUUGUCUUGAUACACUGAUACAGAAGGACUUCUACUUGCUUCAUCGCCGGAGUUUCAAAGCAGAAUUCACAGGACAAUCAGCUGCGAACAAGCAGUGUAUCGACGCUGCGCUGACAAUCCUUGGCCAUCAAAGACGGCUGGACGAGGAGACUGCACCUGGUGGCAUAUUCUAUAGCAUACGGUGGAAAGUGGUCUCCCUGCUGAACCAAGAAUUUCUACAAGCUACGAUGUUGCUCUGUCUAGCUUUGCAACGUGCUGCAAAACUUCAACAGAGUUCACUGUAUCGAAAGAACGAGAUUGUACAAGCACUGGUGCUCGCCAAACCAUUAUUUGCGAAGAAGUCCGACCGCUGGACUGAGGCACGAAAAGCUGUGGACGCCAUUAAUGCAGUGACACUGACCGAGCAGCCUCAUACCACAGAGACUGCAAACGGUGAGACUUCUCAGUGCUGGUCAAACUGGGAGUCCUGGAUGGACGAUUCGAUGCAGGCUCCCAGCCUUGAAGCUUUAGACUUUGGCCGUGAUGUGACACUGGACAUCUACCUUCUUGGUGAUGACGAGAACUGGGCUAUGAAUGCAGCAUAG
Molecule: messenger RNA, 1902 nt
Organism: Recurvomyces mirabilis
Lineage: Eukaryota; Fungi; Ascomycota; Dothideomycetes; Mycosphaerellales; Teratosphaeriaceae
Exons: 3
Coding region: 1-1902 (633 amino acids)
Biological process (GO): DNA-templated transcription
Molecular function (GO): zinc ion binding; DNA binding
Source: RefSeq, a predicted model, not a curated record